AUGUCAACCGAAUACAAAUUCAACACCAAAGGUGGUAAAACCGCUUUUAAGGAUUAUACUGAAAAAUUUGCUCAUAUUGAAGAUCCAAUUGAAAGAAGAAGAUUGGCUUUAGAAGAAAUUGAUAAAGCUGGAUUCGGAUGGACUCAAAUUAAGAUGAUUUUAAUCGCUGGGGUCGGUUUCAUGACUGAUUCUUAUGAUAUUUUCGCUAUUAACUUGGGUUCCAGUAUGAUGGCUUAUGUUUAUUGGGGUGGUUCUAUUCCAGAUUCUACCACUACUUUAAUUAAAGUUUCUACUUCUGUUGGUACUGUUAUUGGUCAAGUCGGUUUUGGUUUCUUAGGUGAUUACGUUGGUAGAAAACAAGUUUAUGGUAUUGAAUUAAUUAUUAUUAUUUGUGCUACUAUUGUUCAAUGUUGUUUAGGUGCUUCUCCAGCUGUUAAUUUUGUUGCUAUCUUUGUUUGUUGUAGGAUUGUUAUGGGUAUUGGUAUUGGUGGAGAUUAUCCAUUAUCAUCAAUUAUCUCAUCAGAAUUUUCAACUACCAAAUGGAGAGGUGCUAUUAUGGCUGCCGUUUUCUCUAAUCAAGGUUUAGGUCAAUUAUUAGGUGGUAUUGUUGCCAUGAUUUCAGUUGCUGGUUAUAAAGAUUCAUUAAUCGGUGCUAAAACUGCUGCUGAAUGUGGUCCAGCUUGUAUGAAAGCUUGUGAUCAAAUGUGGAGAAUUUUAAUUGGUUUUGGUUGUGUUCCAGGUUGUAUUGCUUUAUAUUAUAGAUUAACCAUUGCUCAAUCUCCAAGAUAUCAAUUAGAUGUUAAACAACAUGAUGAUUUAGAAAAAGUUGCUGAAUCCGAAGCUUUAAUUGAUGAUAAUAUGAAAGAUUUAGCUCCUCCAAAAGCCUCAUUCCAUGAUUUCGUUUCCCAUUUCUCUCAAUGGAAAUAUGGUAAAAUUUUAUUAGGUACUGCUGGUUCAUGGUUCUUAUUAGAUGUUGCAUUUUAUGGUUUAGGUUUAAACACUUCCGUCAUUUUACAAACUAUCGGUUAUGCUGGUCAAGAUAACAUUUACGAUAAAUUAUAUAAUAGUGCUGCCGGUAAUUUAAUUAUUAUUUGUGCUGGUUCAUUACCAGGUUAUUGGGUUUCUAUUGCUACUUUAGAUACUUUAGGUAGAAAAUGGGUUCAAUUCACCACUUUCUUCUUAUUAACUAUCAUUUUCUGUGUUAUUGGUUUUGCUUAUCAUAAAUUAGGACAACAUGGUUUAUUAGCUUUCUACGUUUUAGCUCAAUUUUUCCAAAAUUUCGGUCCAAAUACUACCACUUUCAUUAUUCCUGGUGAAGUUUUCCCAACUAGAUAUAGAUCAACUGCUCAUGGGUUAUCAGCUGCUUCAGGUAAAGUUGGUGCUAUUAUUGCCCAAACUUGUAUUGGUACUUUAAUUAACCAUGGUUGUGCUCCAGAUAAGAAGAAUUGUUUCUUACCUCAUGUUAUGGAAAUUUUUGCUUUAUUCAUGUUAUUAGGUCUUUUCACUACUUUAUUAAUUCCUGAAACUAAGAGAAUGACUUUAGAAGAAAUUUGUGAAAAAUACCAUGAUGAAAUUGAUACUACCAAAUUAGGUAGAGACAGAUAUGUUGAAGAACAUGUUGAUGGUAGUUCAUCUGAUCCAAAAGAAACUGUUUAA
This is a messenger RNA of Yamadazyma jaroonii, 1656 nucleotides long. Lineage: Eukaryota; Fungi; Ascomycota; Pichiomycetes; Serinales; Debaryomycetaceae. The record is from the annotation of a GenBank genome assembly.